CGACCAACUGACAGGCUGACAGACACACAGCAGUGUUCUUUCUAACUUCUCUGCCACUUCCUGUCUUCCUAUCUAGACAGGCUGACUGUUUCUUAGUUCAGGGAGUUUGUUUUAAUUGUUUUAAGCUGAGAGGUUGACUGUUGACAGUUAUCCUUCUGACUUUACAGCUCUUCCUCUCAUUCACUUGGACCUUCUGUGUUUUCAUCACUUGGAUUCUACACUCUCUUCUUAGAUUUUCCUACCUUGUUUUUUUUUUUUUCAUCUCCUCUGAGCAUACCAUCCUCUCCCUUUCCCCCUUCACCCUCUCUUGUCCUCCCAUCUCCCCACCGUUCCCUCUGUCCUGGUGGUUUUCGGGCUAUGCACCAUGCUCUCUUCUCCUACAAUGAUUCUUCAGCCUUACGGACUGCCCGUCUAUCCCCAGGGUGCCCAAUGUUACCCCAGCCUAGUACAGGGAGGCCCUGGGCAGGAGGCCUGCCCCGGCAGUGGUGACCCCACCCUCCCACAGGUCUAUGCCCAGCCUCCCUCAUUCCCUCCACCAGGACAAGCUCCUCCCAUACCUGCAGGCAGACUUCCUCCUCUAGACUAUAGUUCCGCCCACCCCAACUCAGAGUACCAGGAGCAUCACCAGCUCAGAGUCUAUCAGGGCCCGCAACACGAAGGGGCUGACACUCUGGCAGCCAUUAGCACGGACGAUGCCCUGGUUCCGGUGACCUCUGACUCCCAAGCUCUGAGCGUGUCAGUGUCAUCAGGGGGCGGAGCAGGAAGUGGUAGCGAUGAGGAGGGGUCAGGCAAGGCCCAGCCCAAGCGUCUCCACGUUUCCAACAUCCCCUUCCGCUUCAGAGACCCGGACCUCAGACAGAUGUUUGGGCAAUUUGGCAAGAUCCUGGAUGUGGAGAUUAUCUUUAAUGAGAGAGGGUCAAAGGGUUUUGGGUUCGUGACCUUUGAGAGCGCAAUGGAGGCAGACCGAGCGAGGGAAAAACUGAACGGAACGAUCGUUGAGGGGAGGAAGGUUGAAGUGAACAAUGCUACAGCCAGAAUAGUCACCAAGAAGCCCCAAACACCUCUUGUGAAUGGUGAGGUUUCAACCCCUGGAUGGAAGAUCAACCCUGUCAUGGGAGCGAUGUAUGCACCUGAACUCUACACCGGUGAGUUUCAAUUUGCCAGUUUCCCCUACCCCGUAGCUGCUCCCACCCUGGCCUAUCGGGGCUCACCACUGCGUGGGCGGGGCCGGGCUGUCUACAACACAAUUCGCUCAGCUGCUGCAGCCGCACCCACUGCCAUGCCCGCCUACCCUGGAAUGUCUCCUUUCAGUGUGCUGUACCAAGAUGGAUUAUAUGGAGCUGAAGUCUAUGGUGGGUAUCCUGCAGCGUACAGAGUUGCCCAAUCACCAUCCGCUGCCACAGCAACAUACAGUGAUGGAUAUGGCAGAGUUUAUGCUGCUGCAACGGAUCCCUACCACCAUUCAGUGGGACCCACGGCAACAUACGGCGUCGGAACAAUGGCCAGUCUGUACAGAGGAGGAUACAACCGCUUCACCCCUUAUUGAGCUGCCCAAUGGGAGCCUGGAAGCCGUUCUGUGACAGGUUAUGACAUCACUGAGCUCUGUGUCACCUCCUGUCUGACUCCCUCCACUUGGAGACUGUCAAAUCAAACCGACUGAACGUGUAAAUACUGUAGUAGUUAUUCACUAUUUAUUCUAUCAGAGAAUACAUAUAGGAUAAAGAGCCUGAUCUAAUGUAUAGACAGUUAUUUCAAAUCUUUAUUUUACACUUAAUCUGUAUUGUUUGUGCCACAGAUUUGUUCCAGGGUUUAAAAAUGUAAAGAUUUCUGCCUCCGUACCUGGGUUAUAAGCUACUCUUUCACUAUUCUAACAGAGAGAGUUGAAUGUGAGCCAUUUUAUUUUUCAUUGGCUGGACUUCAUGGUGAAAUACUGAAACUCAAGUGGCACAACAAUACUGGUUUCUCUACAUGUUGACCUUUGUAAAAAAACGUUUUUGAUCAAUGUCUGAGCUUUUGACUUUUCAAGAGUCAAAUUGUAGAGUACAAUGACAUUUUAUACAGUUAAAUUACUUAUUUUUGAUGACACUGGUUUUGUCAAUGAUGUAGAGCACUGUUUGAGGACGUUGAAGUGUGUGUGUGUGUGUGUGUGUGUGUGUGUGUGCUUGUGUGUGGGAGUAUGUGACAACAUCAAUACUCAAAGCACAAGCUAUGAGAGACAGCAAUGGCACUGGUAUUGUAAAUGUGCACAGUAAUCUUUUUUUAAAUGCUUCUAGAACCCUAAAACUAUAAUUUGCAUAAAAUGUAUGUAUGUUUUUGCUUUCCUAACUAUCUACCUCUGAUUCUAAAAAUGUUUCACUUGUCAAAAAAGCAUUCAGGAGCCAUUACUUCGCUCAACUAAUUAACUGUAACAAAACUUUUUUUCUUAUUUUCAUUGUUGAGCUUCUAUCCAUCUUCUCUCUGCUUUACAUAAUGCUCAAUGCUAAAUACUAGCUAUUCGACAAACUUCCCCAACCCACUUUCUCAUUUUUCUAUGGCAGCCUAAUUCUGGGUUUUACUUCGCUCUGCCUGACGAGCCUGUAACCUCUAAUGUGCUUUCCCUUAUUUCCUCUGUCCUGUUAAACUCUAGGACGUUGUCUGGUUUCCUCUUCCUGUCCUCUCGCCUGCUUCUCUCCAUUCUGUUUGAGAAUCUGUGUUCCAUCCAUAGAAAUAAUCAGAUGAGUUCUAGUUCUAUGGGUCAUCUCUCCUUCUCCAUCCUGUACUCUAGCUUCACUGUUGUUUAUUUGCUGUUGACCUCUCAAUAAAACAUUGUUUCUGUUUCCCUUUC
This is a messenger RNA of Oncorhynchus tshawytscha (Chinook salmon), 2824 nucleotides long. Its product is annotated as RNA binding protein fox-1 homolog 1-like. Gene Ontology annotation, biological process: nervous system development; regulation of alternative mRNA splicing, via spliceosome. The record is from RefSeq and is a predicted model, not a curated record. The transcript has 12 exons. Gene Ontology annotation, molecular function: mRNA binding. Lineage: Eukaryota; Metazoa; Chordata; Actinopteri; Salmoniformes; Salmonidae. Gene Ontology annotation, cellular component: nucleus; cytoplasm. The coding region runs from base 365 to 1546 and encodes 393 amino acids.